AUGGACUGCCUUGCCAGCCUAAUUCCGCUUCGGAUUAGACAAUGGAUCUCAUUGAUUUCCGGCGGCGUGCAAAAGCAGGAGUCUAUAAUAUUCAUGGACGCGGAACGGGGGCCCGAUGACCUGGUGGUAACAUUCCUCCGAAACCGACUCUACGACCGUUGCUCUUGGAGCGAGUACAAAUCGAUUGGACCGGAAGCGACAGCUGCAGUCGUUCAGGCUGGAUGGAGCUGCAGUGAAUUAGACCGGGAAGUAACAUCCCUUCACGAGGGAAUAUUUGACGAGAGAAGCUUGAAUCGACUUCGACAGCAAGCAAGAAACAAACACCACCGUAUUUCCUACGGUAACCCUGCCGAUCACUCCAGCGUGUUUGAAUGGGCCGAAAGAUAA
Messenger RNA from Penicillium chermesinum, 387 nucleotides. RefSeq lists its product as uncharacterized. Lineage: Eukaryota; Fungi; Ascomycota; Eurotiomycetes; Eurotiales; Aspergillaceae. Bases 1 to 387 code for a protein of 128 amino acids. The record is from RefSeq and is a predicted model, not a curated record. The transcript has 2 exons.